CUGCGGCUUUUAGAAACAGACACAAGAGGAGAGGGGCUUCAUUCUCAGUCCAAAGCUUCGCUCAGGCACAGCCCCGUUUCGGAGGUUGAGGGUGGACGAGCUGCUUCUGUCUCCGCCAUGUCCAUGUUGUUGUUGUCAUCUCCGCCCCUUAUCUGACUGAAGCGCAGAGCCCCGCCAGUCCAGCACGCUGUCAGGGGAGAGAGGGGGAUUUUCUCUUUUUUUUCUCCUUUCUUUCUUCUUCUUCUUCUUCUGAGUGGAGGCUCAGAGCUAUAUACCGUCUUGUUUGGUUUUCUUCAGGAUGUCCUCCAAACACUCAGAGUGACACGAGUUCUUAAGCCAAAUGUUGCUGCAGCCGCCGCGCUCUGCACACGCGUGGGUCAUGCGCUGCACCUGACAGACUUUCUUCCAUACUUUUUUUUUUUUUUUUUUUUUUUGGAAAAGGAAAACUUAACAAGAAGAAGAGGGAGAAGAAGAAGAAGUUGAAGCAUCCGCGGACUCCUUCCAAGGCGGACUGUGUUUACACCAAAACAAAUUUAGAUUUCUUUUUUUUUUUUAUUCGUUUAAAGCUGCACCACAAAGGCGAAACGGCGACCUCAGUCGAUUACCUUUCUUUCCUUUGCUAUCCCAUGGAUAUUCACUGCAAAGCAGACCCCUUCUCGGCGAUGCACCUAUCCCACGCAGGGCACGGCGGUGUGAACCAGCUCGGCGGGGUGUUUGUGAACGGCAGACCCCUCCCGGACGUGGUGCGGCAGCGGAUAGUGGAGCUGGCCCACCAGGGCGUCCGGCCCUGCGACAUCUCCCGACAGCUACGGGUCAGUCACGGCUGUGUCAGCAAAAUCCUCGGCAGCUAUCAGAAGGCAUUUCAGAGGUACUACGAGACCGGCAGUAUUAAACCGGGAGUCAUCGGGGGCUCCAAACCAAAGGUCGCAACGCCGAAAGUGGUGGAUAAAAUCGCGGAGUACAAGCGCCAGAAUCCCACAAUGUUUGCGUGGGAGAUAAGAGACCGACUCCUGGCGGAGGGGGUCUGCGACAACGACACAGUACCCAGUGUUUCAUCCAUCAACAGGAUUAUCCGCACCAAAGUCCAGCAGCAAUUCCACCCGUCCCCUGAUGGAUCCGUCACGCCGCUCUCCACACCCGGCCACACCAUAGUGCCCAGCACAGCCUCGCCUCCCGUGACCAGUGCCUCCAACAAUCCCGUAGGAUCCUACUCCAUCAACGGCAUUCUGGGUAUUCCCCGCUCCAACGGCGAGAAAAGGAAACGGGAUGAUGUUCUCUGGAGUGGCAACCACUUGGAUGGAAGGAAAAUAGGACAUUAUGGCUCAGAUGGCUCAGGCCCUGGCAGUGACUCUCAGGGAAGUGUGGAGAGUUUAAGGAAACAUCUGCGAGCAGACGCCUUCACCCAGCAACAGCUGGAAGCCCUGGAUCGCGUGUUCGAACGACCUUCUUACCCUGAUGUCUUCCCCACUUCAGAACACAUCAAACCAGAGCAGGCGAAUGAGUACUCCCUCCCGUCCCUGAAUGCCAGCCUGGAAGAUGUGAAGCCCAGUCUCUCCACCAGUGCCAGCUCCGACCUCGCUUCCAGUGUCUCGCAGAGCUACUCUGUUGUGACAGGUCGAGAAAUGGCGAGCACCACCUUACCUGGCUACCCACCCCAUGUCCCCCCCACAGGACAAGGCAGCUACCCCACCUCCACACUUGCAGGCAUGGUUCCUGGGGGUGACUUUUCUGGAAACCCUUAUUCUCAUCCCCAAUACACAACCUACAAUGAGGCUUGGAGGUUCAGUAAUCCAGCGUUACUGAGUUCCCCUUAUUAUUAUAGUGCCGCAUCCCGUGGCUCCGCGCCUCCCGCUGCUGCCACUGCCUAUGACCGCCACUAGUCACCCCGGAGACCAGCUCAACCUGCAGGGCCGGAGCUUCAACCUCCACGUUGUUCCUGUCUGAGAAACACUGGGACCUCUUCAUCUUAUGCGAUAAAGACGAAGGAUGAACGAGGCUGGAGCCGGCGCACCCAGCUCUAGCUUUUACGCAUUUUGGGUCAGAGCUAGGGGUGGGGAGAGGGGUCCCGAAGGAGUUUGGAGCCUGUAAAUUCCUCACAGGCUUGAACAUUUCCAGAAUGACUUCAACAGAAUCUAUAAAUAUAUAUAUUAUAAAAUAUAAACUGAAGAAAAAAACUGUGUGAAGAAUACCAUGUGGAAAAAUG
Messenger RNA from Xiphophorus maculatus (southern platyfish), 2203 nucleotides. RefSeq names its product paired box protein Pax-2a (gene pax2a). The record is from RefSeq and is a predicted model, not a curated record. Gene Ontology annotation, molecular function: RNA polymerase II cis-regulatory region sequence-specific DNA binding; DNA-binding transcription factor activity, RNA polymerase II-specific. Gene Ontology annotation, biological process: anatomical structure development; regulation of transcription by RNA polymerase II. The transcript is spliced from 12 exons. Bases 627 to 1880 code for a protein of 417 amino acids. NCBI's taxonomy places the organism in Eukaryota, Metazoa, Chordata, Actinopteri, Cyprinodontiformes, Poeciliidae.